AUGCUUCAAAGCCCUGUGAGAAGCUACAACGAGGCGGACGCACCCACAACUCCUUGCAGGGGCUCUCCGCAGCAAAAGGCUCUCGUCGGAAGCCCGUCGCCUGAGACUUUGUGCCCGCAGCCUCGACGGCCUUUUCCGAACGCUGCUGCACCAUCGCUGGAGCAGCUUGCCGGCAUGCCAGGAACCGAAGAGGCAGCCUGCAGCAAGGAGUUGAAAGAUCUAUGGAGCAGCACAUCGUGGAAGCUUUCGGCAGGUGCUGCAACGCCAGGACGUCUACCCUGGGAGAACAGACCGCUGAGCGCCGUCAGCACGAAUGCAGGUGCAACCCCAAGCUUGGACGACCAAUGUCGCUUGCAGUUCAGCCCGGCUCCAUCUUCUGCUGCUCCGACACCGUCCCAGGACUUUGAGCGCUACAGGGCAAUCCCGCCUUCUCAGGUGCGAAAAGUUUUCGUGGGUGGCAUCCCGCAAGAUUUUACGCAAGAUGAUUUAUGCGAACUGUUCAGCCAGUUCGGGGCGGUGACGAAGGCCUGGCUGCAGCGCCACCGUCAAAAUGACAACGACUUUGGACACGCAUCUUCUCAGCGUUCGCCCAGCCAUCGCGGUUUUGGAUUCGUCAUUUUCCAAGAUGCCAGCAUGGUUGAUGAACUUCUUGGCCCAGAAUCUUCUUGCUUCAUGGAAAUCAAGGAUGGGCGGCGCAUUGAGGUCAAGCGUGCCAAAAGCAGCAACGACAUCAUCGGAGAGAGGCAGACGCCGCAUCCAGAGGCGUCGAAGCAGGCUUGGAGCCUCCAGCAGACCAGGAGUGACCAACCACAUGGGUCCCAGCCCCAACCGGUGCAACGGCCUGUUCAGAGUUCCCAAUUCGUCCCAUGUGCAAGCUUGACCUGUGGCACAGUUCCAGCUGGUGGCUGGUCGCCCAUGGUUUGGACGGGCUCUGUGGCAACAGGCACGGUGCCGCCGGCCUGGGGAGGGAACAACCAGGCUGUGCCUGUUGACACUGCACAGAGCUCACGCAACGCACUAGCAUGGCCGCAGCGCACAGAGCCUGCACCGACAGCGCGAAAUGCUCCUGGUACACCGCAGAUGAUUUGCCAACAGGUGCCACCGUUCUCGUUUCCACAUUGGGCGGGUGGUGCACAGUCGGAGGAAGAGAAGCAGAAGCUGGUGCAGCUGUUGCAAGCUGCUGCGCCAGCGUAUUACGCGGAUUGA
Messenger RNA from Symbiodinium sp. CCMP2592, 1206 nucleotides. The record is from the annotation of a GenBank genome assembly. NCBI's taxonomy places the organism in Eukaryota, Dinophyceae, Suessiales, Symbiodiniaceae.